Diospyros lotus (date-plum) is the source of this 1551-nucleotide messenger RNA. RefSeq names its product xyloglucan 6-xylosyltransferase 2-like. Gene Ontology annotation, molecular function: xyloglucan 6-xylosyltransferase activity; UDP-xylosyltransferase activity; hexosyltransferase activity. Gene Ontology annotation, cellular component: endosome; trans-Golgi network; membrane. The record is from RefSeq and is a predicted model, not a curated record. The transcript has a single exon. NCBI's taxonomy places the organism in Eukaryota, Viridiplantae, Streptophyta, Magnoliopsida, Ericales, Ebenaceae. Bases 1 to 1356 code for a protein of 451 amino acids. Gene Ontology annotation, biological process: xyloglucan biosynthetic process.
AUGCUGGAGCGGUGCUUCGGAGGUCGCCGGCUUCUGAAGGUGAAGCGACUCCUCCGCAACGGCAAGCUCACUCUCCUCUGCCUGGCCCUCACGGUGGUCGUCAUCCGCGGCUACCUCGGCGCAGGCAAGUUCGGCACGCCGCAGCAGGAUUUCCGCGAGAUUCGCAACCGUUUCUCCCGGCGGCAGGCAGAGCCUCGCCGGGUGCUGGAAGAGGCCGGAGCCGGAGCCGGAGCCGCCGCCGAGGAGAAGAGGAGCUACGGCGAUGUUGACAUCAAAACGAUCUGGAUAGACGAAGACGAGGAGCCUGAAAGAUCUGACCCGAAUAGACCCUACACCCUUGGACCCAAGAUCUCGGAUUGGGACGAGAGACGAGCUCGGUGGCUGAAGAAAAACCCUAAUUGCCCGAACUUUCUCAGACCCGACAAGCCCCGGGUCUUGUUGGCCACCGGGUCUUCGCCCAAACCGUGUGAAAACCCGGUUGGUGAUCACUACUUAUUGAAGGCAUUAAAGAACAAGAUUGAUUACUGUAGGCUCCAUGGGAUUGAAAUCUUCUACAAUAUGGCCUUGCUUGAUGCAGAAAUGGCAGGGUUUUGGGCCAAGCUUCCAUUGAUAAGGAAGCUUUUGAUUUCACACCCUGAUAUUGAGUUCCUAUGGUGGAUGGACAGCGAUGCUAUGUUUACAGACAUGGCAUUUGAAAUCCCCUGGGAGAGGUACAGAGACAGCAACUUUGUGAUGCAUGGUUGGGACCAUAUGGUGUAUGGCCAGAAGAAUUGGAUUGGGUUGAACACUGGGAGUUUCUUGCUGAGGAAUUGCCAGUGGUCUUUGGACAUUCUUGAUGCUUGGGCUCCGAUGGGGCCAUUGAAGGUCCGGGAAGAAGCCGGGAAGAUGCUGGCCAGAGAGCUCAAGGACAGGCCUCCAUUUGAAGCUGAUGAUCAAUCGGCUAUCGUUUAUCUCUUGGUGAAAGAAAAGGAUAAGUGGGCAGACAAGGUUUAUCUUGAGAGUGCAUACUAUUUACAUGGCUACUGGGGGAUUUUGGUGGAUAGGUUUGAGGAGAUGAUGGAGAACUACCACCCUGGUCUUGGCGAUCACCGGUGGCCAUUGGUGACUCACUUUGUCGGCUGCAAGCCCUGUGGGAAGUUCGGCGACUACCCGGUCGAGAGGUGCUUGAAGCAGAUGGACAGAGCUUUCAACUUUGCUGACAAUCAGGUCCUGCAGAUUUAUGGGUUUAUGCACAAGUCUUUGGAUAAUAGGAAGGUGAAGAGAACAAGAAAUGAGACUGAUAAGCCUCUUGAGAUCAAAGACAAGUUUGGUUUGAUUCAUCCAGCGUUUAAAGCUGUCAAGGUAUCAUCUUCUUGACAGCAAGUAGAAGCAAUUAGCUUGACACCAUGGUUGAGGUAGCCUUCGCAGAUAAUGAUUCUGUACAACACUUGGAUUAUACACAUUGUGUUUUUGUGUUUUGGUACCAUUUGGAACUAGUAGCAGCCACCUGCCUCACUAAUUCUUUAAUUAUAUUGACUCUAAUGAAAAAUCAUAGUCUAAUUUCUGCCCUCA